GGAUUCACCGGAAACAAGCACAGCUCAUAUGUUUCACAAUCCCAAAACUCAGCCAGCCAUCUUUUGUGAAAAAUCAUUUUUUUCGUGUCGUCAGGGUAAAUUUCAUAAUUGUAAUUAAUGUCAGAGCCACAGUCUUCGCUGUUGUUAAAAAAGCAACUAGCAGAAUUAAACAAAAAUCCAGUGGAAGGUUUUUCUGCUGGUCUGAUAGAUGACAAUGACAUAUAUAGAUGGGAAGUCCUCAUUAUUGGCCCACCAGACACACUGUAUGAGGGUGGAUUCUUCAAAGCACACUUAUAUUUUCCUAAAGAAUACCCUUUGAGACCUCCGCGAAUGAAAUUUGUAACUGAAAUUUGGCAUCCAAAUAUUGAAAAGAAUGGUGACGUCUGCAUUUCAAUAUUGCAUGAGCCUGGAGAUGAUAAAUGGGGCUAUGAGAAAGCAUCAGAGCGGUGGCUUCCAGUACACACUGUUGAAACAAUCUUAAUUAGUGUUAUUUCAAUGUUGGCUGACCCUAAUGAUGAAAGUCCUGCUAAUGUAGAUGCAGCGAAAGAAUGGCGAGAGUCAUAUUUGGAGUUUAAAAGAAAAGUAGCACAAUGUGUGAGAAAAAGUCAAGAGGAUUGUUCCUAAAUAGUGCCCUUUUUCAUUGCUUAGUUUGGAUAGUGAGUGAUUUGUGAUGCAUCCAAGCAUUGUUGUGACUCAUGGUUAUACAAUUUAAAAUGCCCUCCCAACUGGGCCAGAGACAAUAUUGAAUUUAAAUGAAAUACUUAUUAUAAUAAAAAGGUAUCGCUGCCGUAUUUUAAAGAUUAAAUUGAAAGUAGAAGUCAAGAUCUUUUUCAUCUUUUUUAAGACAGUUUAGGUAGCUAUGUUAUAUGAAUAAAAUGUGUACCAUAACUUUUUUAUAGAAAGCAAUUAAUACAAAUAUUUUAUUCAAAAGGCACUCUGAAAAUUCAAGUGAGAUUUCUUUGUAGAUAAAAUCUAAUUGCUAUCUUAAACUAUUUUUUACACAUAUUGUCUGUAAAUUUGAGUUACCUAAAGUGACCAGUUGUCAUAAUUGAUUAAACAACUGAUUGAGUUUAGUUUAUUUCUUAGAAUUAAUUUUUAGUGAAUUGUUGCUAUUUUGAUUUUUGUAAAACAUUAUUUGCACCUUGCCCCAAUAAUAUAUUGCACAUGUUCACAGAACAAGGGACUUCAUCUAGUUUAUCAAAAAUCUAAUAGACGCUUUAAAAGAUAAAAUUAAGAAUGUAAUACACUUAUAACAAUUGCUUCUCUAAAUUAAGGACAGAAUUAAUGCAAGAAAUGUAACAAUUUUUAAAUUGGGCUUUAUAAGAAUAAUGUUUAAUGUAUCAACAUUUUUAGGGUUAAAAUAAUUAUUUUGUAUUUAAUUUUCUGUGGUAAAUGAUUAUAAUAUACAUAAUGUCUUAAAUAGAAAUGGUUCCUGUGACAAUGAUCAAAAUAUAGCAAUACAUAAAAAUAAAUUUUGUUAUGUAUAUAAACUGCAUGACAACACCCUUAAAAUAUUGAUUUGUAAGGUGUGUACAAUAUUUGCUCUGUAUGUAUAUUUUUUAAUAUAAAAUCAUAAUGCAGUGUAA
Pieris rapae (cabbage white) is the source of this 1586-nucleotide messenger RNA. Its product is annotated as ubiquitin-conjugating enzyme E2 G1. The coding region runs from base 118 to 624 and encodes 168 amino acids. Lineage: Eukaryota; Metazoa; Arthropoda; Insecta; Lepidoptera; Pieridae. The transcript has 5 exons. Gene Ontology annotation, molecular function: ubiquitin conjugating enzyme activity. Gene Ontology annotation, biological process: proteasome-mediated ubiquitin-dependent protein catabolic process; protein polyubiquitination. The record is from RefSeq and is a predicted model, not a curated record.